GUCAGUGCAGCCAGUUACAAGUUCGAAAUUCGUAUUUCAAAAUCUUUAAUAUUAAUUUAUAACUAAAGGAACUAUAUCAUUUAGCUAAUUUAAUUUUGAAUAAAGAAUUUUUUAUUCGCGAAAAAUUUACAAGUUCUUAUUUUGAAUUUACGGACAGUGUAAGUGAUGUGAUAAACUAAAUAGGUAUUAGAGUGAAGUAAACUUUUUAUUAGGAAGUUUAACGAAGUUUUUCAAGUUAGUCUGAAGAUUGACGAAAUACAGAAAUGUAAAUUCGUAACACCAUGGCGUCGCUACACAUCGCGUGGCGGUACAGUGGGCUGCAAAUAUUCCUGCUGAAAGUAGACACCAAAACCUGAAGAUGAUGUACCGGACCAGCUUCCUGGACUAAAAUGGAGUUCGCCUCUAUUUUCCCUACCAAUUUGGCGAUAGAGUUGAACGAGACGACGGUGGAAUACGACGAUGGUGAAGAGCCAGAUGCGGUAACGUUACUCUCCAUACUGCUUGUUGGUAUAUUUCUCUCGUUGCUUAUCUUCCUGAGUGUCGCUGGCAACAUUUUGGUGUGCAUCGCCAUAUACACAGAUCGAGGGUUGCGGCGUAUUGGCAACUUGUUCCUGGCAUCGCUUGCUAUUGCUGAUAUGUUAGUGGCCGCUGCAGUCAUGACUUUCGCUGGAGUCAAUGAUCUACUAGGGUAUUGGGUGUUCGGAGAGCAGUUUUGUGACACGUGGGUGGCCUGUGACGUCAUGUGUUCCACCGCUUCAAUACUCAACCUUUGCGCCAUAUCACUCGACAGAUACAUACAUAUCAAAGAUCCAUUGAGAUACGGUCGUUGGGUAACUCGAAGAGUGGCUAUAAUCACAAUUGCUAUGAUUUGGCUCCUCGCUGCGUUAGUCAGUUUCCUUCCCAUCUCACUUGGGCUCCAUCGGCCUGAUGAAGAGGCGUUAGCCACACAAAGACCACCGAGGUAUCCAACCUGCGCGCUGGUACUGACUCCAACCUAUGCGGUCGUCUCCAGCUGCAUAUCUUUUAUACUCCCAUGUAUUGUGAUGAUAAGUAUAUAUUGCAGGCUUUAUUGCUACGCUCAAAAACACGUGAAGUCUAUCCGUGCUGUUACCCGGACGGUGCAAAUGCCGGAUAAUCGGACGAAAUCAGUUCGUACCAGAGUACACACGCACGUCCACUCGUCUCCGUAUCACGUGUCCGAUCACAAAGCUGCCAUCACAGUCGGAAUUAUAAUGGGCGUAUUUCUGCUAUGUUGGGUGCCAUUCUUCUGUGUGAACAUCGUAGCUGCAUUCUGCAAGACUUGUAUACCAGAUCUUGCCUUUAAAAUUCUCACAUGGCUCGGGUAUUCAAAUUCCGCAUUCAACCCAAUUAUAUACUCGAUAUUCAACACGGAAUUUCGAGAAGCCUUCAAGAAGAUAUUAACUUCCAAGUACCCUCCAUGCUGCGGCUAUCAAACAGUAAGAGCGAACACUCCAACGAGAAACGAGAACUUUGUCACUGAUUAUGGCACGAAGACUUUAGUGGUCCGACGCAGCGGUUCCUUAGGAUUGUCCGGCAUCGAUCCUACUCCAAGGUCUUCAGCAGAAUCAGUGCGUCCACUCAGGGAUUACCACAUCUGACAAGAAGACGGGAGUAGCAACAACGGGCUACUCGAUAAAAGCGAUGUUGUUUGAAAUAGGUAUUAAGAUUGCGAAGAGCAAUAUUUGCAUCAAUUAUGAUGUAAAAUUUUAUGGAACUUGAAUAAUUGCUUGCUAUCUUUAAAUAUUUAAUGUAUUAAGAAAAAUUGUGUAGUUUGCAGUAAAUAUCAUACUUGAAGGAAACUAUAAGAAUAAAUAGACUGGUUGAGCUAACACUCAUAGUGCAUGCACGUGUGAAUGCAAUAUUACCGCCAAGGUGUACACUUACUU
Molecule: messenger RNA, 1907 nt
Organism: Galleria mellonella (greater wax moth)
Lineage: Eukaryota; Metazoa; Arthropoda; Insecta; Lepidoptera; Pyralidae
Gene: Dopr1
Product: dopamine receptor 1-like
Exons: 8
Coding region: 390-1619 (409 amino acids)
Biological process (GO): adenylate cyclase-activating adrenergic receptor signaling pathway
Cellular component (GO): membrane
Molecular function (GO): G protein-coupled receptor activity
Source: RefSeq, a predicted model, not a curated record